Aedes aegypti (yellow fever mosquito) is the source of this 647-nucleotide messenger RNA. Its product is annotated as general odorant-binding protein 72. The transcript is spliced from 4 exons. The record is from RefSeq and is a predicted model, not a curated record. Gene Ontology annotation, cellular component: extracellular region. Gene Ontology annotation, molecular function: dibutyl phthalate binding; odorant binding. Bases 72 to 512 code for a protein of 146 amino acids. Gene Ontology annotation, biological process: olfactory behavior; sensory perception of smell. NCBI's taxonomy places the organism in Eukaryota, Metazoa, Arthropoda, Insecta, Diptera, Culicidae.
AAACAAACCCAUUAGUGGUGCAUAUCGAUCAUUUCAAAUUGGAUUAUCGGUCGUCGCAUUCAAGCCCCACAAUGGGUUUGCAUAAAGUAAAAUUACUGUUUCAUGUUCUUCUAGCAGUGAUGUUAUCCUUGCAUACAAGCGAAAGUAAAUCGACCAUGGAACAGCUGGCUAAGGCGAGCGAGAUGAUGCGUGGCGUGUGCGUUGGAAAAACGAAAGCCCCCUUGGAUCUGAUCGAUGGUUUGGGACGAGGAGAAUUUGUCGAGAACAAGGAUCUCAAAUGUUAUGCCAACUGCGUGCUGGAGAUGAUGCAGGCGAUGCGUAAGGGUAAGGUGAACGCCGACAGUGCCAUCAAACAAGUAGACCUGCUGAUCCCACCGGAAAUAGGGGAACCUACCAAAAAGGCGUUCGACAUGUGUCGAAAUUCGGCCGAUGGCAUCAAGAACAAUUGUGAAGCUGCGUGGGCACUGGUUAAGUGCCUGCAUCAGAAAAAUCCCAAGUAUUUCUUCGCUUGAAUGCUAUCCCAUAUAAGUUUUCUGUGCGGUGGUCCUGUCCACAUUUAGUUCGUUCAAUAGGUAUGCCUAUUUACGUUCAUAUAGAGUACAAAUAAUUGCAAGCAUGAAUAAAAUAAAAUGACUCUUUAUUCUAAA